CUCGAGACCUGCGACGAGUGGAUCUAUUCCGUUGCGUUCUCGCCGGACGGCACUCAGGUAGCCUCGGCAUCGUACGACAAUACCGUUUCUCUCUGGGAAGUGACUUCUGGUUGCUACAUGCAGACACUUAAUGUUGGCACUUGGUCCUCUAGCAUGGCGUUCGACUCUGCGAAUGUACAGGUCGGGGCCGGCCUGAGGUCGGACGGUUCCUGGGUCACACUUGGCGGUCGAGACAUCAUGUGGCUCCCCCCCGAGGUUCGACCAUCUGCCUCGGCAUUUUGGGCUGGGAAGUCGCAGUUGGCAGUGACGUUAUGA
Molecule: messenger RNA, 315 nt
Organism: Lasiosphaeria miniovina
Lineage: Eukaryota; Fungi; Ascomycota; Sordariomycetes; Sordariales; Lasiosphaeriaceae
Exons: 2
Molecular function (GO): protein binding
Source: RefSeq, a predicted model, not a curated record